AAUGACCUUUUAUCCAGUUCUACUUAAAACAUAACUCGGCUUCGUGAUCGGAUCAACUGGGUCCAAUUUUAAAAACACUAAUCCUUCCUUCCUUAUAGUUAUCUUGAAGAAAGUAGUCUUGGUCAUUACUCAUAGUUUCGACUCUUCUUUAAAGUUCUUUCCAACUUCGUGUUCUCCACGCGCUUCAAUGGCGACACCAUCUCCUCUUCCUCCAACGGUCAACCUCUGGGUGGUCUUAACAGAAUCAAAACGGAUAAUAAACGCCCACUCACGCCACCUCCUAGCUCUCUCCCUCCUCUUCCUCCUCCCCAUCUCCUUCUCCAUCACCGUCUACCCCUCCAUCUCCCGCCUCAUCAUCAACCAAUCCUCCCCUUCUCACACCACCUUCUCCCUCCUCAAAUCCCACAACGAUAUCGAUCCCAACACCGUCCUCCUCCUUCUGAUCGCUUACAUCGUCUUCGUCACCGUCUUCAACCUCUUAUCCAUCGGAUCAAUCACCUACAGUGUCUUCCAAGGCUUCUACGGAAGGCCCGUGAAACUCAUCUCCGCCGUGAAAUCAAGCUUCACCUCGUUCCUCCCCCUCCUCGCUACCCUCGUCUCCUCCAACUCCAUCGUCUUCGCGAUCUUACUCAUUCUAGCGCUUGCAGCCUUCUCGUUGACUCGAGUGAUCGAGCUCAUCGUCCCAGGUCUCGAAGUCAGUUACGCUUCGACUUACUUCGAAGCACUCUCCGCGGUUGUAAUACUCAUCUUUAUUGCGAUCGUGAUAAAGCUCUAUGUGAAUUGGAUCGUUGCGUGGGUCGUCGUUGUUGUUGAGUCAUCUUAUGGAUUGACGCCGUUGAAGAGAAGUGGAAGCUUGGUCAAAGGCAUGGAAAGCGUUUCUCUUUCUAUGAUCGUCGUCUUCAGCAUAGCUCAAUCGAGUCUUGUCUGGAUCAGCAACGUAACCGCUUCCGACAUUGGAAAUGGCGGGAAACUGUGGACAAACGCUGUCUUCGUUGCCCAGAUCGUGGUCACGUCUGCGUUACUAACGGUUUCGAUGAUGUACAAUUUGGCGGGGACCACUGUGAUGUAUAUAUAUUGUAAAGCUGUUCAGGGUGAACUUGCUCGGGAGAUAGCUGAGGAGUUUGCGAGAGAGUAUGUGAGUUUGCCUUUUGGUGAUGGUAAAGUUCCUCACGUGGUGUGUGUAGCUUACAACGGAUGAUGAGGAGUUAAUGGUCAGUGUUUGUGUUGAAUCUUGUUUUAAGUGUUUGACUGAACUGGACAUGUCCAAGCUAUUGUAAUGUGUGUGGAUGAUCUAAACGCGUGGUUAUUGAAAGUUUUUUGUAAGGAUUUAAUCAUCUUCAAUGAAAGAUUUUAUUUUCUUA
This is a messenger RNA of Brassica napus (rape), 1361 nucleotides long. RefSeq lists its product as uncharacterized. NCBI's taxonomy places the organism in Eukaryota, Viridiplantae, Streptophyta, Magnoliopsida, Brassicales, Brassicaceae. The record is from RefSeq and is a predicted model, not a curated record. The transcript has a single exon. Bases 188 to 1198 code for a protein of 336 amino acids.